Molecule: messenger RNA, 1554 nt
Organism: Caenorhabditis remanei
Lineage: Eukaryota; Metazoa; Nematoda; Chromadorea; Rhabditida; Rhabditidae
Exons: 5
Coding region: 1-1554 (517 amino acids)
Biological process (GO): protein dephosphorylation
Molecular function (GO): protein tyrosine phosphatase activity
Source: RefSeq, a predicted model, not a curated record
AUGGGCAAGGAGAAAAAAAGUAAAACCAAGGGAACGAAGAAACCGCAUAAGAAAGAUAAAAAUGCGACAAUUGAAGGAAACUCAACAGAAGAAAGUCGAGAGACUAAAAAGAGAAACAUCAGAUUCCAAAUACGUCGUCAGAAUGGAAGCAAAGAGGCUCCGUCGACAGCAAUGUCGCAGAAAAAUACGAAAGGGAAAGGGAAGGGGAAGGGGAGUAAACAGAAAAGAAAUACACAGGAUACGACGAUCGAAGAAACUCAGACUCAGAAUCAGAAUCCACUAUUCAAGUUUGGGGAAACAGUGAAGAAUGCGAUUACGUUUAAACCAGCCACACCGACAGAACUUAAUCCACCAGCUCCGGCGGCCCAUAAACCAAAGACUCCAACCAUUUGUGAGGAAGAUCCGGUUGCACCAAAACCGCCGCCACGUACUGUAGUGCCACCUGGGAUGCAAGCGAUCCACCCAAACAAUAACGCAGCUCCUGCCAAGCUUAAUCAAGGGGCUCCUGUCGUUAUCAGUCCGGUUCCUGGCGCUGAAAUGGCUGUCAAUUCAACAGUUACUCCGAACUCGCAACUUUCUCAAACCGAUAAAUGGAGUGGUGAAGAGACGGCGAAGAAUUGGCUUGAUAAAGCUGAUUUUGCGAAAACAAAAUCGGAAUUCGAAAGUCUACAGUGUAUCACUGUAGAUGUAGAUACCGAAUGCAAGAAAUGGAAGGCUAAUCCCAAACUAAACCAAUCUACCACAGAUUACCCAGCUCUUGAUGAUCACCUCGUUACUCUUGAAAACGUCUAUGUUCAUAUGACCCAAGUGGAUGUCCAAUUGCCACGUAACGUUCUUAUUGGACAGUUUCCGACGAAAGGAAAUGAAGAAGGAUUCUGGAAGGUGGUCUUCAACAAAGGAGUCACUUUCAUGGAGAUUAUCACUGAUCAAAAUCUCAUUGAUUUCUUUCCUCUAGGUUCUGGAGAGCAUGUUUAUUACGGUACUAUGUUUGUGAACAAUCGACGUGUGGAGGUUAUCGGCGAGGAUGUGAAUCGAUUCGCAAUUGAAGUUUUGCCGGAGGGAUGCUCCAAUUCUAUCAUUUGCAAUAUUACUGUGAUCAAAAAUUGGGCUGUGGAGAAUGUGCAUUCCAAACAAGCAGUUGUAACAAAAGAAGUUAUUGAGUUCACCAACUUUCUGUCGAUAUCAAAAGAUGACGCAGCGUUGGUAUUGUCCCAAUAUGGAACAGGGCGUGCCGGAUAUUUCCUUGCUCUGUCAGCUGCGGUGUUUAAAAUGGACAAAAUGAUUGAGCCAUCGAUCUUCGACAUCGUCAAAUUUCUUCGAGUUCAACGCCCGAAAGCAGUGGAGUCGUUUAAACAAUACGUUUCUCUGUAUACUACCUUAUUCUAUUACAUCAAGAGAAAAGUGGGAAAAGGUGAUGGUGAGAAGAAAGUGUCUACAGAAUGUAAUGAACAGAUUUGGAACAAGGCGGUUCAUCUCUCAAACCUAUUCACAACUGCCAUGAUUGCCGAAAACAGUGCAUCUUCUGGGAGAUCAACAAUGACAGUUAUCAAGUGA